GGCGGCUGAGCCCCCCAGCCUGCACCCUGCGCAAGCACAAGACGAACAGGAAGCCCCGGACGCCCUUCACCACGGCGCAGCUGCUGGCCCUCGAGAGGAAGUUUCGGCAGAAGCAGUACCUGUCCAUCGCCGAGCGUGCCGAGUUCUCCAGCUCGCUCAGCCUCACCGAGACCCAGGUGAAGAUCUG
Messenger RNA from Pelecanus crispus (Dalmatian pelican), 187 nucleotides. NCBI's taxonomy places the organism in Eukaryota, Metazoa, Chordata, Aves, Pelecaniformes, Pelecanidae. The record is from RefSeq and is a predicted model, not a curated record.